Messenger RNA from Rotaria socialis, 879 nucleotides. Lineage: Eukaryota; Metazoa; Rotifera; Eurotatoria; Philodinida; Philodinidae. The record is from the annotation of a GenBank genome assembly.
AUGGGAACGUUCAUCGGACACAUAGCACCAGGUGUCUUUUUUAUUUUCUUUGCUUUCUGGUGGCAUAUUCAUAAUUGUGCACGCUACAUAAAGUCACUUGCGAACGAAACUGAUGAAAAAACAAAACGAACAAAGAAUAAAUUUCAAGGUUCAACAACCUAUCCUUGUUACUGUAUACCGGGAAAAAUCGUUCCUCGUUUGCCUAUUGAAAGUAUUAUGAAAAUUCUUAUUACGUCGAUACAUUUUUCAAUUGAACUUAUUGGUGGUUAUUACAGUGAGCCAACGCCUCAUAUUGGUGAAGAAAAUGCUCAUCAUACAGCGAUGCUUUUUGGCUUUUUUCUUGGCGCUUGGGUUGAAAUUUUAGUUCACUGUAAAGCACCAUUACCUACACGCAUCACACAGGCUAUGGGAUUUUUAGCAUUUGCGAUGGAAUGUCUUAUGAUGGCGUUUCAUUUGCACGCACGAAGUAUGGUUGACGGUCAUAUUCAUGUAUUACUUGCUUUAACAAUAGCUUGUUCAAUGAUCGGAGCUCUAGCAGAAUGUUUUGACCCAAAUAACUUUUGGUUUAUUGUUGCACGAAGCUUCUUUGCCUUAACUCAAGGUACAUGGUUUCUUCAAGCAGCAUAUGUUAUUUGGCCUCAAACAACAAAUCCAUAUUUUGUUUGGGAUCAAAAUUCGCAUAGAUCUGUUUCAAUAUUAACAAUGUGUUAUGCUUAUCAUUUGGCUGGAAAUGCGUUUUUACUCAUCGUUGGUUAUUUAUUAAUUCAUAUGUUUGUAUCAUCGCCAAUGAAAUGGAACCAUAAUCAAAUUGACGAUGAUGAACCCAUCGAUGAAUAUAAAUUAAUAAUGAAUGGAAAUGACGAAGAAAAUGGAGUUUAA